Messenger RNA from Didymella exigua CBS 183.55, 1485 nucleotides. RefSeq names its product MFS general substrate transporter. Gene Ontology annotation, biological process: transmembrane transport. Gene Ontology annotation, cellular component: membrane. The record is from RefSeq and is a predicted model, not a curated record. The transcript has 4 exons. Gene Ontology annotation, molecular function: transmembrane transporter activity. Lineage: Eukaryota; Fungi; Ascomycota; Dothideomycetes; Pleosporales; Didymellaceae. Bases 1 to 1485 code for a protein of 494 amino acids.
AUGGCAAAAAACAUCACCUUCAAAGACCACGAGGCGAAACGUCUCGAGAAUGUCGACAACGAGAAAGGGUUCACGACGCCCUCAUCGUCAUCCCAAAACGAUGCGCCCUUCACAAUCGACCCCACAGUCUCGGCACGACUUCGUCAUGCAAUUGACUGGAGGCUCAUCCCUGCCCUAGGCGCCAUGUACGGCAUCUCGCUCAUGGACCGCAAGAACGUCUCGAAUGCUGCAAUCGCCGGCAUGCUGGUAGAUCUAAAGAUGGGCAGGGGGAUGGGAUACAAUCUUGUUAAUUUGUGCUUUUUUAUCACAUACGUGCUCUGCCAGCCCUUUAUGGUUAUUCUUUGCAGGAAAGUGGGUCCAAGAUACUUCCUCCCUGGAAUUUGUUUGGCUUGGGGCGCUGUCAUCGUUGGCUUCGGUUUUACCAAAACCUGGCCUAGCUUGAUCCCUUUGCGACUUGUUUUGGGCCUUCUCGAGAGUGGCUACUUUCCUGGUUGCCUGUACUUGCUGAGUUGUUGGUACACCAAAUUCGAAGUCGCGAAACGCUACAGUGUCUUCUACUUCAUUGGCAGCGUCGCAUCCGCACUCUCCGGUAUCCUGGCGUAUGGCCUGCAACAAAUGGAAGGCGUAAAUGGCAUUCGCGGCUGGCGCUGGAUCUUCAUUAUGGAAGGUGUCAUCACCUGUGGUGUUGCUCUUUUUGCGUUCUCCUUCAUCGUCAAAUUCCCCGAUCAGGAGAAGAUCAAGCCAUCGUGGGGCUUCUUGAAGACACCCGGUGACAUCGACCUCGUCAUUGACAAACUCAACGCGGACCGCGGCGACGUCGCACCCGAGCCAUUCUCCUGGAAGAAGUUUCUCGCACCCGCAACACAGUGGUACAUCUACGGUUUCGCCUUCAUCUUCUUCUGCGUCACGACGAUCGCCUAUGGCUUCGCAUUCUUCCUGCCGAUCAUCCUAAGCACGAAGCUAGAGUUCAGCGUCGCCAUGGCGCAGUGCAUGGGAGCCCCACCAUAUGCUGCAAGCGGUAUUAUGAUGUACGGUGCUGCAUGGUUCAGUGACAAGUACAAGACCCGCGGUCCCGUAGUGUGCUUUCUCUGUCUCAUCUCGUUGAUUGGUCUGCCUAUUAUGGGCUUUGUUGAGAACCCAUGGGGACAGUACGUCGGCGUGUUUAUCACAGUCAGCGGAACAAACAGCGCUAUUCCCGCCAUCAUGGCAUACCAGGCGAACAAUAUUCGUGGACAGUGGCGCAGGGCUUUCUGCUCAGCUACUUUGACUGGACUGGGUGGUAUUGGAGGUGUUGCGGGUGCGCUCAUUUUCCGCACCGAGGACGCCCCUUCCUACGUGCCGGGCUUCGUGGCGUGCAUGGUUUGCAACAUACUGGUUAUUCUAACGACGGGAAUCUUGACUUUUUACUUUAGAAGGUGUAAUGCGCAGGCGGAUAGGGGUGAGAGGGUGAUCAACGACGAUCCAACCUUCAGGUUCACCAUCUGA